AUGAUCCGGGGGGGACUCACCUCGACAGAAGAGGAAUGCGAAAAAUGGAUGCCUCAAGAGUGCACCAAGCAGUGGGAAAUCCUCAAGGACAAAGUCGUUCAAAUGAACGCGCGGUUCAAGGAGGACGAAGGCAAGGGUCCGUUCGUUUUGGGUGAUAUCUUAUCCUGGGCGGAUAUUGUCGCAGCUGCGCAGUUAGGUUUCUACAAAUCGAUCUGGGGUGCGAAAAGCGAGGAGUGGCGCGAUUGGGAAAUCUGGGAUGGCGGAUAUCGGAAAACCUCAUAUACGCUCUCGAAAAGGACGGGAUCGCAUUAUAAGGCAAAGUUCAUUGCAUUCCCACGAGUUACGUUACCACCUCGCCAUUGGGAACCCGGAACGCGUCGCCUUGGGCCAAGGUCAAGUUCUUCAGGCGAUACGUACAGAAAAGGUCUCAGUGGUCGGCAAAGGAUGGAUAAAGCCAGUAUGGCCUUGUUGCAACGCGCUGUUCGCGACCUUCCUCGCAAUGGAUGUCAGAGGAGCUGUUCCACAACAUCAUUGCCACCGGAAAUUCUCACUAUCAUCUUCAAAUACAUCCACGAAGAACAGGAAAUUUUGCAUCGGAACGCGGAUCUAGAUUUUGCGGGUGAUUACGACCCUUCGACCUUCGAAGGAGUCUCAAGACACGCAAUAAUCGACUCAGCUUUCACAGAAUUGCACAAAGCCGUAUGUUCAGAUGUCUUUUUCCCUUACACCUUCGCGUCCGUUUGCUCGUAUUGGGACGACGUGCUCGCCUUGACCCCAGCAUUCUGGACACGCGUCGUCCUCUUCAUGGACGCGCUGUGCACUCCGGUUCCGAGAGCCAAAACGCUUCUGCGUCGAUCGCGUCAACUACCCAUCGACUUCAUCAUCACGCGUCGAAUGGACUACUGCUCCAGCUCUACCACUGCCUGGGAGCAGGCCAUCGUUUUCCAUUUCCUCGCAUCCUUGGCCGACCACCUACAUCGCUGCAAGACCAUUUACGUUUCAGCCACCUGUAGCUCGUCUCUGCCCUUUCCUGCGGGCAUGUUCAAGCUCCCAACCCCCCUCCUUCGGCGAAUGUGGUACAAAGCAGAUUUCGACGACACCCUAUACGACACGAAGGAGUCCAAACACGUCGUAGAAGAUUUCUUUACGAAGGAUGGUGAUGCGGACGUUGAAUUUAUGCCCAAGCUUCGGACCCUCGCGAUCGACGGACGAAAUUUUCAAAGAGCAUUCUUCGCCUCCUCGCACGAGGGCUGGCCGCACUCGGCUGAACACAGUUGCCACGAAUGCGAACUCCCUCUUUACGUCCUCCUUGACAAGGUCGAGUCCUUCAACUCUCUAGCCUAUCUCCGAAUCCAACACCUUAAGUUGUCGAUUGCCCCAAACGACUUCGACCCGCUGUCCUACUCAUGGUACCACCUCACCGAGCUUGUCCUUGCAGAGAUCGCCCCCGACGUCAUCAGCGAGCUGUUCAGGCUCUGCUCCUUCACCUCCGAUGGCCAUUCCCUCCUCAUGCUCGAGUUCAACCGCUGUCCAAACCUCCACGAAAUCGGCACGAUACCGUCUGUACCCUUUACCAAUCUUAGGAACCUCGACGCAAACGUUUUACUCGAGCCCCUGCUACGCGAUUGGGAUGCCCAGGCGCUGAUGUUCUACAAGGUGGAGAAUGUUGACGACACGUUACUCGACAUGCUCACGAGGAAAGAAGACCCUGACGACUUCGACUUGUUCGUCGCUCCCCAGCUGAUGGCCUUGGACCUACACUGCUGCCCAAACAUCACCGUGUCGGCGUUGCGCAAGAUGGUCGACACCCGCUCCGGCUACGUUGAUUUCAACGACCCGGACUGGCAGAACACGACGGACUUUGGACCGGCGUUAUUCAAGCUGGCUGUGUUGGACGAGCCUGGUAACACCCUUGAGUUGUCUGCUGAAGAUGAAGGGUGGUUUCGCAGCCGUAUCCCCAUGUUCUCUUGGGGAAGCUUGCAGCGAUGA
Cyclocybe aegerita is the source of this 1989-nucleotide messenger RNA. NCBI's taxonomy places the organism in Eukaryota, Fungi, Basidiomycota, Agaricomycetes, Agaricales, Hemipholiotaceae. The record is from the annotation of a GenBank genome assembly.